Molecule: messenger RNA, 914 nt
Organism: Octopus bimaculoides (California two-spot octopus)
Lineage: Eukaryota; Metazoa; Mollusca; Cephalopoda; Octopoda; Octopodidae
Product: chymotrypsin-1
Biological process (GO): proteolysis
Molecular function (GO): serine-type endopeptidase activity
Source: RefSeq, a predicted model, not a curated record
AUGCUGCCUCUGUGCUACCUUCUUGUUUCUGCUAAUGGCACUCAGAAAGGAAUCGUCGGUGGAUCUCGAGCAAGUAACUGUCAAUUUCCAUCCAUUGUCCAUCUCAAAGUAUUUAACCAGCCUUCACAAUAUAGUUAUGGUGCAUGUGGAGGUACUUUGAUUGAUGCUACACAUGUUUUGACAGCAGCUCACUGUCUGGAGGGAAAAGUCAAACGUAUUCAAGUAAAUAUUGGUUCCAACAACCAAGCGUCUCUUGGUGAACAGUCAACAACUGUAAGUAGAUUUGUGAUACAUGGUGGAUACGUCAAAUCUAAAUACGUUGUCAAGAACGACAUUGCAAUCUUGACUUUGCAAAACCGAAUCCGAGAAAGCCGAUGCGUGAAAUUUGCACGUCUAGCUAGUAAAGGAGAAACUUUUGGUACCUCAAGAUGUGUCGCUGCUGGAUGGGGAAAUUUCGCAUAUAAAGGAAGCAGCCCUGACGAAUUAUAUAAAGUAACACUUCCAGCUAUUCCCGCAGAUGAAUGUAAAAGAAGGUCUAAAAUGAGAAUUUCUGAUGGAAUUCUCUGUGCCGGAGAUUUCAAUGCAGGUGGAACAUCUACUUGCCAGGGUGAUUCUGGCGGUCCACUCUAUUGUCGAAACAGAUAUUAUCAAACGGUCCUGGCAGGCGUAACAUCUUUCGGAAGCAAAUGUAACGGCGAGGUCAGUGCUUUCACCGAUGUUGGAUAUUUCCGAGACUGGAUCGACAAGAACCUGUAAGAAGUACUUCGAUGAAGAUGUCUGUUUUGAAGAAACUUCAGCAGAACAACCUCCUCUAUGUAUCGAGAAUGCAAUAAAUAUAUAAAAUGAUUUAUCAAUUUGUUGUUGUUACAAUGGCACUUGGGAGUGUUCAACUAUUUCACUGUGUGUAUUUUUGU